Messenger RNA from Ictalurus punctatus (channel catfish), 2411 nucleotides. Its product is annotated as phosphoinositide-3-kinase-interacting protein 1. The coding region runs from base 772 to 1506 and encodes 244 amino acids. The transcript has 6 exons. The record is from RefSeq and is a predicted model, not a curated record. Lineage: Eukaryota; Metazoa; Chordata; Actinopteri; Siluriformes; Ictaluridae.
UUCAAGUGCGGUUAAUUAUUUGUCGUGCUGUACGUGCAAAUUGACGACUGCUUGAAACCGCGGGCUGCGUCCCAAACCACGUACUUGCGUACUAUAUAGUAUCUGAAAUACAUGUAUCUCAAAUACAUGUUUGGGACGCAGCCGUGCUCUCUUGUUUGCCGUCAAACGGUUGAGCGCUGCUGUGUGUGUACGUGUCCUGUCGCGAAAUGCGGUGAAAACUCACACAGGACGUUAAUAGUGUGAUUAAGGUGUGUACACGUCUGUAACGCACUGCGAUAAUGCGACUAAAACAGGAGUACUCCACACGUCUCAAUUUGAUUUGUGUUUACUUCGAGUAUGACUUUAAUCGGAUUAAGGUAAUAAAGAAUUGCUGUUUACAUGCUAGUUUCAUAAUCAGAGUCUCGUCUCAAUCGGGUUAAUAUCGGAUUAUUGUCGUUUGGUGACCAGAAGAGUCAUUUAAACAAUGUGUUUGGCGUCAUCAGUUGGUCAGAAGAAAAGAGAAAUAACGGGUUAUAUCUUUCCCAGGGAUGUGGGGGAGACUUUAAAAAUUAAAAAAAAAAUAAAAAUUAUUUAUUUCACCACUUAGGCUACUGAUGGUAAUACGAAGGAGGAGUGGAGUACGAGUGUAUUCAGUGCCACUUCUCCGACGCUAAGGGCUUUCUGAUAUUUCUCCUGAUCAUAGUAAUGACAGUUGUGGUGGGUGGUUGACGGUUUUUAACGGUCGCUGCUCGUGCGGUUUAAAAUUUAAUUUAAAAAAAUAAAUAAAAAAAAAUGGUCCCACGCGGAUGCGCGUGCAUGGCUUUGAUCCUCGCUGCUGGAUCGUCAGUCAUCCUAAACGAGUGCAUCGAACUCAAUGGAAUAUCUUAUAAUGGGGUGAAACGGAUCAGUUCCUCUGGACAGAACUGCUUAAACUGGUUAGAUAUAAGCAACACGUACAACCUGAGCAUUGACUUGAACGCUGACCCAGGAGAGUGGGAUCACAGCUACUGCCACAACCCAGACGCCUCUGACGAGCCGUGGUGUUUUGUAGCUUCGGAGGAAGAGGGUAUUGAGAGACAAGACUGCGUCUUAGAGACGUGCCAAGGUAUACAAGUACAGACGAAGCCACCAAAUAUCCGUCCAGCGCUUAGGGAGAGUGUUGCAGUGAAACUCGGCCCUGGUGUGAACAGUAGACCGAACCUCAGACCCAAGAAGAAAAAAGACCCUGGAGCUUUUGGCUACACACUAACGGCCCUUCUCAUGCUGAUCAUCAUAGUGCUGGGAACAGGAAUAGCUGUGAUCUACUUCUGUAAGAAGAGCCUGAAACUAAAGAUGGAGCAGGAGCAGAGGGCCCAUGAGCAGGAAAUGCACAGGCUCAACCUCCCGCAGUCGGCCUUCUGCAACGCUGCCUGCGAUCUCGCUGACGAGAACAGAGGACAGACGGAUAACGAGAAAGCCUCUGAAAAACAUACGAACGCAGACCAGACAGAAGAAGUCGUUAACGUCGAGAAAGACGGGGUGAUUUAGUGUCCUCAUUCUAGGAAGAAUAUAAUGCUGCUUUUUCAAACUGGAGGUUACACACUGAUGAACAUUAAGCCCACCCGACUCAAAGCUAACGCGAUUCUUUGGUACUAAAUCAACACGGCUCAGACAUCUAAUCUUUUCUAAUGAACAGGAAAUACAGUAGAGGCGGCCUGUGCCAUUUCUCCUCAGUAUUAUUUUGCUUCUUGAUCCACGACUUCGUGUUUAGUCUGAUGGCGAAACGAGGAAAUGAGAAUAGUUUGCGCAACUAUGGGAACAGUAGUCAAACACGGUUUAUUUCAGUAAUUAAAAGGUUCACAAAUAUUACACAUUUUUAUGUGAAGAAAAAAUAUCAAUUCAAAUAUUUGUAUUUUCCCACUUAUGAAUGCUAUUUUGUAGUCUUAAGCUACAUAAUUAGUUCACCAAUUAGAGUUUUAUUGCAGCCUUUUGUUUGAUAUUCCUACCACUUUUUUAAAUAUUUAUUUUUAUACUGUUUGUAGCGGUCUUUGCAUCCAAAAAUGCAAAGUCCUUUCUCGCUUAUGCUAAUCCCAAAAUAUUGGCUCCUUAUAUGGUUCUGUUAGUUCUUGCACCAUCUGCUAGUCAAAGAGUAAAACAGCUACAUCAAAACCCGACUCCACACCGAGUGCGCUGAGAUUGCACGUCCUCCCCGUUCUUCAGGGGUUUCCUCCGCCAGUCCAAACACAUGUUUGAGGCUGACUUGCAUUUCGAAAUUGUUUGUAGUGUGUGAAUGUGUGCCCUGCGAUGGGUUGGCACCCCAUCCAGGGUGUUCCAACUUAAGAGAUGAUCUGAAUGAACUUGCCUCAUAGACAUUCCACAAUAAAUGCAUAAAAAGUAUCAUUUUGUUUAAUAAAUAAUUAUAAUUCAUGACCAGUUCUUAUAUACUGAUAUUG